Naegleria fowleri is the source of this 4224-nucleotide messenger RNA. RefSeq lists its product as uncharacterized. The transcript has a single exon. Bases 1 to 4224 code for a protein of 1407 amino acids. Gene Ontology annotation, molecular function: protein binding. Lineage: Eukaryota; Heterolobosea; Eutetramitea; Acrasida; Naegleriidae. Gene Ontology annotation, cellular component: cytoplasm. The record is from RefSeq and is a predicted model, not a curated record.
AUGUCUCUUCCUGAUCAAAACAAUUCUGUUGGGACCAUUGAUGAAUCUGCUGGUUUUUCAAUGAUCUCGACCUCAUCAUCGGAUCAUCAUCAGGAACAAGCAAAUUCUAUCACCACAACAACAGCAAGUACAACUGACUCCUCUCCACCCGUGUCCGUUCUGGACCAUUCCUCCUCUCCUGCUUUGGAAAGAAGCCUUGAUGGAGUUUCAUCAUUGCCAGCCGAAAAUAUUUCUUCAUCAGCCAUGACUAGUAGCACAGUGGCAACAUCAUCCAUUCCUGCUCAUUCGCUUUCUACCUCAUCAUCCAGUACUGCGUCUGUUGCAACAUCACCAUCGUCAGGAAUACCCAAUAUUCAACCAAAAAUCAUUCCUGGACCUCCAAUUUAUGAUCCGAACAGAAUACCAGUGAUGGAAGGCGGAAUUGGUAACGUAUUGAAUUCAUUGGGUGGAUCUUCAUCAUCAGGAUCCACAGGAUCAAAUGUAAUUUCCUCUUUACUUGGAGCUGGUAAAGAGACCAUCUCAUCAGUUUUACCCUUCCAAAUUCCUUUGAUGGACAGUAGUUUCACAAUUGGCUCCAGUGAAAAGUUUUCUCUUAACAAUGUGUAUCAGGAAAAUGCAGAAAAGUUCAAAAGAUUUAAGAACAGAACAUCAUGGGGAUACAAUAAUUUACUUGCCUACUGUUGUCAGACUUAUGUUAUGAUUUUUGAUCCACUUUCCAUGCAACAAAUAUCAUCUUUGUUUGGUCACAGAUAUUUAACAACUUGUGUUGAGUGGUGUGAUAUGUGCAAAUCGAGAGGCAUAGAGAGAGGAAACACCAACAUAAUAGCGAGUGGUGACGAGGGAGGCUUCAUCGUCAUCUGGGACUACAAAAAAGCAAGAAAAAUUUCCAGUUUUGCCGAAGAUAAUGGAAAUACAAAAAAAUCAAUUGUUCAAUUGAAAUGGUUGAACGGAGACAACAUUUAUUUGAUGAGUUUGUCAGCACAUAAUGUAUUUUCUCUUUGGAAUGUACAAACAGCAACGAGAAUUUGGGACAUUGAGUUUCCAGAAACAAUCUCAAGUUUUUCAAUUGAUCCUUUCACAUUGAAAACAUGCUGCUUGCCAAGUGAGAGUGGAUGGACCUAUUUCUUGAAUGAUUUAAACGUCAAAAAGAAGCCUGCAGAAAUUCAACGAAGACUUUAUGGCAGCAUGGAUAAAAAGACUGGUGCUACUCAGACUACAUUGAAGGACUUUUUAUGCUCUUCCCACACAAGAAAUCAAUUUUACGUUGUGGCUAAGAAGGAGAUCACUACUUUUGAUUCAUCUAUUAGAACUACCAUUCAUGGUAAACAUUUAAAGGGAGGAAGAUCAGAUUUUCAAACCUUGUACACGUUUGAAGAUGAACCUAAAUUAAUGUAUUCACUCCACGAUGAUGGAACAAUGUGUGUUUGGGAAUAUAAUGGAGAAAAGUACGAUUCUACAGUGUGUGACGUGGUACGAGGAUCGAAACACGGAGCUGAUAGACCAGGAUUGCUUUAUGGUGUAUCGAUCUCUCCACUUGAUCACACAAAAGUAGCAGCAGUGAGCGCAGAUGGUAAGAUUUGGUUGUGGAGAGUUAACCUGUCGAACAAGAUGCUCACUGGAGGUGGUGAAUCUUCUCCUGAGACUUCCUCAAAAAUUAAGGUCAAUUCGAAGUGGAUGCUUGAAGGAUUGACCGAGUUUACUGGGUCAACUGUGAGCAGUAUUAAGGUUUCUCCAUUUGAUGAUCGUGUUGCUGUCGGUACAAGCAAUGGACUAAUAAUGAUUUAUGAUCUUUUAACUGGAGCUCUUAAAGUUAAGCAUGAUGUUUUCAAUAAUGCUCCAGUAUUGGGAAUUCGUUGGUAUGGCCCUAACUCAUUGCUAUGCUUUUCUUCUUCUGUAUUUGAAAAGAAAAAGGACAGGAAGAAUAACGAGCUUCGACUUGUAAACAUCCUUUCAGGCAAGCAUACAACCAUUGAUGUAAACAGAGAAGAUCAGAACAAACGAGAAGAAUCAUCACGUGCAGGAGGUAUCAAGGGUAUUCGAGUUAGUAACAGCUACAAAUAUCUUGUGAUAAUCUUGCAGGAUAGACCUAUUGAGGUUUGGAGACUUGACACACUGAAAUUAAUUAGAAUGAUUCCAUUCACAAAUGUUACCGCAUUGGAGUGGAUUCCUCUGUCCAAAAAUCACCCAGAACGUGAAAUGUUAUACUUUACCACAAGCGAUGGUUCACUCCAUUUUUACAAGGUUGAAAAUUAUAAGGUUGAGCCUGAUGUUAAAAAACAAAAAGUAUUCUUCACUCCUGUCUCUGCAUUAGCUUGGAAGAGUGACAUUCUUGUUUCAGGAGACAAUGUAGGAACUGUCACAAUUUGGGACCUGGCGAAAAAGAAGUCCCGAGUUUUGCACACCCACAAAGGCCUUAUUAAGAAAAUUGCAUUCAGUAAGGAGCACAAUCAUAUUUUAGUGUUAUUUGCAGAUGGGGAUUUUGGUAUUUGGGAUGUUGAUCAAAACGUUAAAGUAGCAAGCUCUCCAGCCUAUGUUAAAGCAGUAGCAGCUGAUUGGGCGAGAGGCAAUUAUCCUGUCAUCUCCACCAACUCGGGCUCUAUUCUCGUGUUUGAUCUUCAACUUACUACAUGCAACACCAACUUGCUUUUCCAUAGCCGAAGUGAUUAUAUCAAGACGCCUUGCUGCUUGAAGAGUGAUGAAGCUCAAUAUUUUAGAGCCCUCAUUGAGAACAACAAGCUACCAUUCGAUGACAUGUUUAAUGAGAAUCAAGUUGUUGACUCACCCAAUACGUUCAGAAAUUGCAUUGGAGAGGUAAUUACUCCAAAAGCCUCUGAAAGCCUUCAUGAUAAGAUGCUGAGCUACAGAUACUUGAUUCCUGAUCAUAUUUUGAACAAAUUGAAAAAUCCUGCAACCACUACUGCUGAACGAUGCCUUCUUGCAGCACAAUAUUUUGGUGACAAAAUCGCAGAACAGUUUUGGAGAUUAGCCAUAGAAUUUUUAACCAAGUUCUCAAAACAAGACAUUACUCCAACACAUCAAGAGGCCACUCACAAAGAAACUGCACCACAACAGGAAGAAGAGCACUUCUUUACAGAGAAUACUGAGUUAGAACGAUUUGAUGCAAAUGUUUGUUUGAUUUCACCUCUUCCAGCCACGUUUGAUUUAUUGCGAGAUAAUGAGUCUGUUAGAAAUGAAGAGAUGAAAAUUUUGCAACAGCACGACCAAACUCUUCAGCACAAGCUCAAAUCAGGUGCCCCAACUGAACAAGUCAAUGACUUAUUCUCUUUCAUUGCAAGAAAUGAGAGCGAACUGUUGCAAAAGGACCAAGCAGUCAAACUACUAUUGCAAACGCCACUUGAUAGCAAGAACUUGUAUGCCAAUUUCUUACAUGCAACGGUUUUAGCUGCCUCUAACUCUCCUUUACAUUUCAGAGAAACUGUUCAAUUUGUUGCAAGCUCUCUUAUUUCAUUGAAGAAGGAAAAUGACAUUGAGUUUGGUGUACAGUUAUUGUGCUCAAUUGGAGAGGGCUUGAAAGCUUGCAAAAUUCUCCAAGAUUUUGAUAUGUGGGAAAAAGCAGCUCGUAUUGCCAAAAGCAUUUUACCUGAUCACGAUUGCUUGAUUGUGCUCUCAAGAUGGGCAGAUCACCUUCAAAGUAAUAAUCAACUUUUGAAAUCUAUUGGUGUUUGGAUGAGCCUUGGACUUUUUAAGGAGGUGCUAGAUCUGUUACACAAGUCAGAACUUGAUGAUAUUGCCUCAUUGUUCACCAAGGCCUACGAUGAAUAUUUACCACAUUUACCACUUAGUGAGCUUCACAGAUAUUUCAUAUUGAAGGUCUCUUCUCCAUCGAAAUUAAGCGAACCUUUGUAUAGCAGUAGUAAGAACCAUGAUGAUUUUGUAAUGACAUGUCGAAAACUCAAAUAUUUCGUCUAUCAGCAAUAUGCUGUAUUUUUAGACAAGAUUGGUUACAAUGAGUUAGCAGAGGAAUACAAAUUUACCAUCAAACCAGAGGAAGUUGGACUUUCUGGCAUUCCAGAAAAUAUUUCUCAAGUGUUACAAGCAGGAGAGGAAAAUGUAACUGAGUCGUCGUUGGGACAGCCACUCGAUCGUCAAGAGAGUUGGGUCGUUGUUGAGGAACAAACAAACUUGUUGACACCAAAUGUACAACCUUCACCAAGUGAAAACAAGUCGACUGAUAUUUUUGAUCUUCCUCAUGAAGAGCAAUAG